CAACAGGGAGAUGGCUUCACUGUGAUGUUAGUUGCUACAGACAUGGCAGCGAUAGCGAUGUGAUUUUUUCGAAACACCCUUGUUGGAUUACUUUAAUCGAAAGCUGUCGGGUUAAACGAGCUCCAGCAUGUCUCUGUUCAAAGCGCGCGACUGGUGGGCCACAGUCCUGGGAGAGGGCGAGGAGUUCGACCAGGGCUGCCUGUGUGUGGGGGACGUGGACAACAGUGGAACCGGGUUUGAUAAAGUAGUGGUGGGGAGCUACAUGGGGAUGCUCCGGAUCUUCUCCCCUCACCUGUCCAAACCCGGCGAGCCGUCCGAGGCAGAUGCCCAGCUGCUCGAGGUGCACCUCAGAGACCCCAUCAUCCAGGUGGAGCUGGGCAAGUUCGUCUCGUGUUCAGAACUCCUUCACCUGGCUGUGCUGCAUCCCAGGAAGGUCUCCGUCUAUGCGGUAUCAGGCAUGGCUGGAAACGUUGAGCACGGUGACCAGUACCAGCUGCGGCUGGUGUACGAGCACAACCUGCAACGCACGGCCUGCAACAUGACCUACGGGUCCUUUGGAGGAGUCACAGGUCAUCACUUCAUUUGUAUCCAGUCGAUGGAUGGGAUGCUGAUGUUCUUUGAGCAGGAGACCUACGCUUUUGGACGCUUCUUGCCGGGCUUCCUGCUCCCGGGGCCGCUGUGCUACUGCGCCCACACCGACACCUUCCUCACGGUCUCCUCCGCCCGCCAGGUGGAGAGCUAUAGGUACGAGACACUGGCCGUCGCCACGGACGCAGACACCAGACACGAGGGCGAGCAGCAGAGUAAGAGUUCUGGGAAGAGACUGCAGGCUGACUGGACUCUGAUUCUGGGCGAGGGGGCCCUGGACAUCUACAUCCUGUCCUUCUCGUCGUCGUCCCACUCCAUCUUUGUGCUGGGCGAGCGGAGCCUGUACUGCCUGAAGGACAGCGGGCAGAUCCGCUUCAUGAAGAAGCUGGAGUACAACCCCAGCUGCUUCUUCCCCUACGCCGCAGUUGGCGAGGGGACGAGCAAUGUGCUAAUGGCUAACCAUAACAACAUGCUGCUGGUCUAUGAGGAUAUCACCCUCAAGUGGGCCGCCCAACUGGCCUGUGUACCUGUGGCUGUGCGGGUCGCCAACUUCCAAGAGCUGAAGGGCCUGGUGGUAACCCUGAGCUCCGAAGGCCAUCUCCAGUGCUCCUACAUGGGCACGGACCCCUCCUUCUUCACCGCGCCCAAGGUGGAGGCCCGUGAAGUCAACUACGAGGAGGUGGACGCCGAGAUGCGGUCGCUGCAGAAGAUCAUCAGAGAGACCACCAGGACCCAGGACAUCCUUCCAAGGGCAGACAUAGAGGAUGACUUGAUUAUCACAGCCUCCGUCUCCACAGAUUUGGAUGCCGUCUCGCAAGCCCUCCUCCCUGAGAUCAACGGCACGGCUGUCCCCUCCGUCACUGUUCAGAUCAAGGUGAAGAGUCGGAACGCAGUGCAGAGCCCCAAGAUAACUGUGUGUGUUCAGCCCCCGUUGGCCGUCUCACAGGACCAGUUUGUCCUGGACUCUCUGGGCGCCGGUGCUCAGACGGUGGUGACCCUCUCGGCCUUCUUGGACGGGCUCUACCCGCCGGCCGACCUGAGAGACGUGGCCGCGUACUACAGUUCCCCCACAGAGCUCAACCCCGCAGGCGUUCCGCGGGUGACCCAGUGUAAAUUCUCCCUGCCCCUCCGGCUGCUGUGCUCCCCGACCGCACCCCUCAAGAGCGCCAAGUACAAGAUCACCGUGGAUACCAACAAACCGCCCGUCAACCUCAACCAAGUCUUCCCAGAGUUUGCAGUGAAGUCUGAUGACAAGGAGGGGGGAGCACUGGCCUUCCGCUUCAUCACUGGCUCCAGUGUGUCUGUGCUGGCCUCCAAGUCCUCACAGCGCUACAGGAUUCAGAGUGAGAACUUCGAGGACAUGUGGCUGAUUUCCAAAGAGCUGGUGCAGCGCUUCGACGGGCACUUUGCCAAGCAGGGGGUCAAUGACUUCCGCAACAGCUUUGCUGGGCCCAUCCCACUGGCAGAGUACUUUGAGAUAGUGGACCACCACUUUGAGUUACGUGUGAAUGCCGAGAAGUACCAGGACCUGCUGUCGGAGCGGGCGGUUCAGUUCAGGGCCAUCCAGCGCCGACUCCUGACCCGCUUUAAGGACAAGACCCCGGCCCCGCUGCAGAACCUGGACACACUGAUGGAGGGCACUUACCGGCAGGUGAUUGCGUUGGCGGAUGCGGCGGAGGAGAACCGUGCCAACCUGCACCAGGCGUUUGCCCGUCUGCGCAGCGCCACCCACCUGGUCAUCCUGCUGGUGUCGCUGUGGCAGGGCCUGGGCUCGGACCAGACCACCAUCCUGGAGGCCUCGCUGCUGCCCCUGCUGCAGGACACACCGCAGCUGCCUCCUGUAGUCCACUAUCAGCUCCUUAGUUUUGCUGACGUUGAGCAGCAGGUUGUUGUCCUGGCACCAAGAUCUGAGGGGCUGCAGGGGGGGUUCGCCGCCGACACCUACGCCACGACACCACCGCCGCUGCCACCGGCAGAUGUGGACUGUGCCUAUGUUGUGGUGUCCGCCAGUGUGGACGGUGCCUAUGUUGUGGUGUCCGCCAGUGUGGACGGUGCCUAUGUUGUGGUGUCCAUCAGUGUGGACGGUGCCUAUGUUGUGGUGUCCGUCAGUGUGGACGAUUCUUCUAAAGAAUCGUCGAAAGAAGGGAAGAAAGAGUCCUCGAAAGAGAGUAAGAAGGAAAGCUCAAAGGAACCUGGGAAGGAGAAGGAAUCCAAGAAGGUGUCUUCGAAAGAGUCGUCAAAAGAGUCCUCGAAGGACACCAAGGAGUCAUCCAAAGAGUCAAAGAAGGAGUCAAAGAAGAAGGAGUCUACAAAGGAUUCUGGGAAAGAGGCAGCAGCCAAGGAGGAAGGCAAGGAGGGUCUGAAGGAGCCGACGAAAGUGAAGAGGAAGACGUCGGUGAAGAAGGAGAAGAAGAAAGAGCCCGAGGCAGGAGAGGGUUGA
Molecule: messenger RNA, 3028 nt
Organism: Alosa sapidissima (American shad)
Lineage: Eukaryota; Metazoa; Chordata; Actinopteri; Clupeiformes; Clupeidae
Gene: bbs9
Product: Bardet-Biedl syndrome 9
Biological process (GO): cilium assembly
Cellular component (GO): BBSome; membrane
Source: RefSeq, a predicted model, not a curated record